Messenger RNA from Cladocopium goreaui, 5583 nucleotides. Lineage: Eukaryota; Dinophyceae; Suessiales; Symbiodiniaceae. The record is from the annotation of a GenBank genome assembly.
AUGGCGUCGUUGUCGUACUAUCAGGGGGGAGAAUGGACGAACUUCCCCUACAGCAGCGAGCCAAGAAAGCCGCGCAUCAAGGUGACGCACGCCAGUAACGAGCUGGUGAAGUUUACCUUGAGUGACACCGAUGUCAGCAUGGCCAAUGCCAUCCGUCGCAUCAUCCUGGCAGAGGUGCCGUCCAUGGCUAUAGAGUUGGUCGAAAUGGAGGAAAACGACACAGUUCUCUUUGAUGAGUUCAUUGCGCACAGGAUGGGCCUCAUCCCCCUGUCGUCGCACGGUGUGGGCGAUAUCCCUCCAGAUGAUGGCAUGGCUCUGUCGAAGGAUUGCUGUCAGAGCGAGUGUCCGCAAUGCACCAGAUUGUUUACUCUGGAUGUCAGCAACGAGGAAGACAAGGUCUUGACGGUGACGCAUUUCGACCUUCAGGACGACACCAAGGAGACGCGUCAGUUCGAGCGGACCGAUUGGCCCACCUGGAAACGCGUUCGGCCCUGUCCUUUCAGAGAUCCCACACUGGAAGAUCGCGUGGAUCGAAGGGAAAAUGGCAUCAUCAUUGCCAAGAUGAAGAAGGAUCAAAGCCUCAAGAUGGUUUGCAAAGCGAAGAAGGGGAUCCCCAAGUACCACGCGAAGUUUAUGCCCGUGGCCACCUGCGUCAUGAACUAUGAGCCCAUCGUCACGGUGAACCAGGACGUGGCCAAUGCGCCGGCGCCGGAUGGUUUGAGCUUGGACGAAAAGAUCGAAUUCGUUCAGGCCUGUCCGAGAAAAGUCUUUGAACUGGACAUCGAAGAUACGAUCCAGGUGGCGAGACAUCGAGAUUGCAUCUUUUGCGACGAGUGUACGACCAAGGCGCGAGAACUGGGCAGAAAAGAUCUCUGCAGUGCGCAGAUGGACACGAACUGUUUCCACUUCACGGUGGAGUCCGUAACCAGCGACGGUCCCCGCACGGCUGUGGACGUGGUGCGGGCGGCCUUUCGGAUACUGGACUACAAGCUGUCGCAGUUUAUGGAAGAUGCCUAUGGCGAUGAGAUUAGCCAUCAUCUGCCCUUACAUCCCAAGGGUGGUGGUGGCAACCUCUACUUGACGUGUUUAAGACUUCGCUUUGAAGAGCGUGGGAGCUGGAGCAAAGCCCUCGAGCCUCAGGUAGAUCAUAGCGUCGUGCCGGAGGGCCAAGGUGGCGAAGGUGGCGAAGGUGGCGAAGGAGACCGCAGUCCGGACAGCACCAGUCCGGCAAAGCUACAGAAGGAGAAAUCCAACCGGCUGACAGUACCUCCCAGGUGUGAGGAAGACUCCUCCAGUAGCAACAGCAGCCCCACGCCGCGGAAGUUCCGCAGCAAACUGGUGCCUUUAGCCUUCGGCUAUGCUGCUGACAGCGUGCUGCUGCAGCAGAGCACGGUGACCGCCAGCGGCUUCUGGGCCCGGGCGCUGGGAGGCAAUGAUGUGGCGGCCAAGAAAUCUGCCGUGGACACAGACGGAGGUCUGGCCAUGACUGCCAAGCAGCUGCGACCCAUGCGCGGCGCCCCGUCGCAGUGUCGAAGUGCACGGGGCUUGGCGCCGCCGCGCGCCUCGUACUAUUUCGAGCUAGAGGUUCUGCAGACUGAACUUGAGACCAGCCGAACUUUGGCGCUUGGCUUUUGCUGGUCCAAGGGCCUUCGUAUGCAGGACCCCUUGCCUCAGGAGCUGCCCGGCUCAUUCCUCUUGGGAGGUGAGCUUCCACGUGCGCUCUUUGGGGCGACGGAAGUUUGCAGGCCAGACGGCUGGCGGCCGGUCGUCCAUGUGCUCUCUGGCAGCCGCGUGGGAGCGUUGCUGGAGGUGAGAGAUCAUGGCACGCAGGGACCGCUCCUGCGCUUGUCCAUUGUCCAAGAUGGGACAGCUAGGGCAGAGGUGCUUCUGGUGCUCUUGCAGGAUCAUGAUUUGAUAGAUUUAGCGUUGUUCAUGGCCUUAGCCGCUGCCGAUGUGAGCGAUGCGCCGCCGAUACUGCAAGGCUAUUUGGGCCGUUUGCGGAAGUCAGCUGCGGGCCUCAAGCCAGCUUCAUGGGAGCACUCCUGGAAGCGCAAGUGCGUGUUCAAGUUUGGACAAGGUCAUGCCUCUUGGCUAGUUUGCUUGGACUCACCUUUCCAAGUCGGCUGCUGGGUUUGCCAUUCAGCUGGCGUCAAAACAGCUUUUGGGAGAUUGGCCGUGACGAAGGUUCAAGCUCUUAAAUCUGUCAACUUGCAGAACCACGAGAAGCAGAAGGUCCAUGUGCAAGCUUUGGAAAAGCUUCAGUCCCCUGGCCAAAGCCAACCUGACCAGGAAGAUCUAGUGGAUGGCCACGUUAGUGGUUUACCUCUGUCAGUGCCAAGACUUGACAAAUGGAUAGCUGCAGUGAAUGCCCUGGUGGACAGAGCUUCUUACAGUGGGGUGCAGGGCCGCGUGGAGGCUGGCAGUGUCGGAAGCGCUUUGCUCGCUGGAGGCGACAGCAGCAGCAAGGUGGUCAGGCAGAUGUAUGCAUGUCUGGGGUCAAGAUUAGCGGCCUUGGACCUGGCUCGCAUCAAAAGAGCGGUUAGUGGAAGCCUUGCAAUCGACAAGGGGCAUGGGCACGUCGUAGUGUAUGGCAGGAUGCUGUGUACUGACGGCAUCUACGACUGGUUUCUGGGGCUUGGGGACCAUGUGCCGGAUAGCGACGAGCCUGACGCCAGCAGAUCAGUCCUCAAAAGCUUGGAAGACGUCUUGAAGAGAGCCUGCACAGUGCAUGUCGAAACAAGGAGAUUGCAGAAUGUCCACAGCAGCGAUGCAGACCACUUGGACAAUGAAGCUUUCAGCAACUUGAGACGCUGCUGUGUUUCGCUGGUGGCUGAUGGUGGCCCGACAGAGCAAAGGGCUUUGUAUGAGGCAUCUCCGCUGGCUUCUGGGUUGGGCGGCGCUUCAGCUGAUGAGUGCCUUUUCCCGAACUGCAUGCUCAUCACCCGGGAUCGAGCGCAUCGUUUUCGCUCUGUGGACAAACAGUUUUGGUCCAGUUUGCCAUCCAUUUUCAAGGACUUCUUGGCAAAGCUGGUGACUGGUCGGGAGGCUUUGGAAUGCUUUGGACCUGGUGCCACAUCGCGGGCUCAGGCUUUCGCAGCGAAGCAAAGGAAGGAUGUUGAGAGUGCUGUGGGCUUCAGUCGCAUUUUGAAGAGCUUUGCCUAUGCCGAGCACAGGUUUGAUUCGCGAAAGCGGCCGCUUUUCCGACUGUUCAGGUUGUUGCCGUUGGUCAUCGACUUGCUCGAGGAGGUCAGUGCCGCCGUGGGUCCCUUCGAUGAGGAAGACCGUGCUUGGGCCGCUGCGUUGCUCCAGGAGUUUGGUGGGGACGAGGGCUAUUGCCGUGUUGUGGGCUCCGCGGUGGCUGCUGAUGCACUAGUCAUGGCAUGGCCUUUGAUCAAAGUUGCCGACCAAGCUUGCGCAGACUUUGCGCUCGAAGCUCCAGCUGCUGCGCAGUGCCUUGCAACGCUGAAGCUGAUGCUUUGCCAUGGGGGGAUCUUUUUACCGGAUGCUUCAGAGACACUGACGCAUUGCGCUUUGCAUGCGGUGAAAGAACGACAAGUGUCGGCUUAUCCUCUUUUCACCUGUUUGGCCUUUGUCGGCUGUAUUUUGCUGUUUGCCAUGGUGUCCAACACCGGACUUCCUUCCGAAAGCAAGUUCAUGGGCCGAGGGAAACCAGAGAAGCUUCGAACUGCGGUGGUUCGGUGGCCAGCCCCUGACACGCCUGAAAGACGGGAGCCAAUGACAAUUGCGAAGAGGUUCUACAACAUUUUUGAGACCUUCUUCAACACAAACUUUCCGGGGUACGAGGAGGCCAAUGCUUUCGGGGCUUUCAAUUUGUCUGCGCAGAUCGCGCUUCCCAACCGAGAGCGCUGGGUCAAAUUUCUGUGUGAGCGAUUUGGCAUUGACGGGUCCGAAGCUUGGAAAAGUUGGCUCGGCAACGGUGAGACCACCGGUGUUUUUGUACGAGCGCAAUGGCAUUUUUCCAUGCAUGGGGUGAAGGAAUUGCACCGGACCAAAUCUGCAUGCCACGCACCAGAGUCUCCUCACCAAGAAGCAUGGCUGGCGACGUGGUUCGAGAUUCGCCGGGUCAGCUCCCAUUCUGCUGUCUGCCGCUUGGUGGAGAUUUACUUGAGUGCAUUGAGUGGAACUGGCACCGUGGAGCGGUUCAUACAUCUCAAAGGCGACCUAGCCCACAGUCGCCCGAAUCUUUCCACCAGGAAUUUGGAAAUCAGCUUGAAGCUUUUGGUGCAAGAUGAUGGGGGUCGCCGCCGGUCCCGUUUGGAUGCAGAAUCUUUGUUGUGCAAGCCAACCUCCGCAAAGACCGCUGGUGGAGCCACAGUUGUGCACCCUGCCAGUCAAGUGCUUUUGAGAGCUCAGAGGCUGUAUGCAGCCUACUUUGGCGAGAAGCCGGGCAAGGCCAGAGACAUGGAAGCCCAUUCCCCUACCUCGCUGUCUCGACAAAGGCUACUUGCACAAAAGCCGAGGCUUACAAUAUGCAAGGACAAGAGUGACAAGUCCGAGAAAGCGACCUUGGAGAAACAUGCUGCUUCUUGCGCAGCAGCGGCUAGCAAAGUCCGGGAAGGUGGCGUGAUGGAGGGUGUGCUCGGUGACAUCCCUUCGUCAGAUGGCGGGGCAUCCGAGUCGGGCAUCUUGAAUUCAAUGGCUCAAGCUGCUUGGCACAUGAGGAAGAAACGGAAGGCCUUCGUUCAAGAAGCUUCUGAAAGAGUCAGUGCGCCAUCUUCUAGCUCAAAGGCAAGGACGGACGCAACAGCAAAGAAACGAGCCUUGGAGGCGUCGACGGGAACUCCACAACCAGUUUCCAAAGUGCCAAGAGUUGCUGGAGAACAAGCUGUUUUGAGCGAGGAAGAUUGGGCUGCAGCUGACAAAGCUGUGGCAAACCAGAAGGCCAUUGCGGAUAAGAAGGCUUCAGUUUUUCGAGCUGCUGCAGCAGGGCAACCUGUGGAUUACGUGGAUGCGAAAGGUGGCCUGAUGCGGCCGAAAGGCGCCCCUCCAGUAGCAGCAGCCAAAAUGCCUUCGUUGCCACCUGAGCCUUACCUGUUCUUGGAAGGGGUCAGGAAGAGCGAAGCGAAACAAUGCACCCACUUGCCUGAAAAAUGGAUCCGCACCAAGGAGAUCAGGGAGGUGCACUUGGUCUUGGUGAAAUCGGUGCCACUCAGCUGGCGAGGGCCAGCGGCUUUGCUGGCGCGAAUGGUGGGCGCCAGGCUUAUGGACCUUGAAGGCAGGAUGACAGCAUUCAGAGGUGUUCUGCGCCAUUGCCACAUGGUACUUUUUGUCACCUCCGGAUUUGAAAGCAAGCAUCCAGAUCACGCCAAAGUUCUCCGUCAACUGGGCCUAUUGAGUCCUUUCAUGACUGUGAAGCAGAAUCAGCAGCGCCGGCGCUUGGAAGUUCAUCGCGGCGAUGUGAUUACCAGGGUGGAGUGGCCCACACUUACACAUGUCUUGGUGGCAGAAGCCGAUGCAAAACCCCUCCGAUGUCAGGAUCUGGAUGGAAAGGAUGUCAAAGUCAAAUGUUUGGAUUUGACAGAAUUUUUGCACUUGUGUUCCAACUGCUAUGAGCCGGCCUAG